Magallana angulata is the source of this 1462-nucleotide messenger RNA. RefSeq lists its product as uncharacterized. NCBI's taxonomy places the organism in Eukaryota, Metazoa, Mollusca, Bivalvia, Ostreida, Ostreidae. The record is from RefSeq and is a predicted model, not a curated record. Bases 52 to 966 code for a protein of 304 amino acids. The transcript has 4 exons.
AUCAUGGUUGCAUAGAUCUGGGCGUUCAUUAUAACAUGAACAACCCCUAGCAUGGGGAUAUUCGGUAAAGGUGCGCUUUGCUCCGGUCGCUGCCUCACCGGGCCCCGCGGUUCGAACACCCGGCCGGAGAAAGAGGAGGUAGACCAACCAGCGCGCCGACCCCGCUUCAAGUUCUUAUCAAAAUGGUUCCGUUCGGAAAGCCGCCAAAAUGUUCAUGUCUACCACCCACCAAUCGUUGUAACAUUUGAGGAUGCUCUUAUAACAGAGGGUCUGUUAGUCCCGGGCUCAAACGAACACCCGGUGCUAAACAUCUGUAGCGGGUUCCUUAAUGAGGAACUGGGGCACUACAAAAGAAUGCGGUACCGGUCUUACGGUAGGUCAAGGUGGGACGACGUGUUCGCUACCCCCGGGGUUCUGAGAGUGGCCCAGGAGAUGGACGUGAACGAGCCGAUCGUGGACGAGCUGCCGGUGUCCCUGUGGUUGGGUUGUGUGGAGCCCAUCCUCCCCGCCCUCAUUUCUCUCAGUCAGAUGCAGCGUCGGAGGACCAACCUCAGCAAAUACAGGCCCUCGGCGACACCAAUGCCCGACCCAAAUGAAAACCCCACGGACCACGGGGACUUCGAUAGGGAGCCUUGGUUCAAUGUGAUUGGCCCCCAGCACGCGGGGAACGUCCCUCUACCCCCAACUGACGAGGUGCGACCCACGGAUAUGAUAGAGAAUGGACUCACGGAGGAGAAAAUGCGGUGGUACGAUCUUGUGACGGCUAACAGAGGCAGACAAAACGUGCGAUCUAAAUGCACGAGGAUCUCGCACCCUCCCGGGGUCACCCAAGGUUAUACCCGGGUCAUUCAAAUACGGGUCGAUCCACCGGAAGAAGAAGCGGAAGAAAUGAACAGCUAUCAUUCAGAAUCGGAGUCGGGAGACGAAGGAAACUACGACCUUAUUCAAGCUCUUUUUGAAGAAUAGUUGCAUUUUAUAAUCUUUUUUAAUCUAUGAAUUUCGCAUGAAUAGCCGUCAAAGACGAUAUUUUCAUUUUUUUUUAUUGGUGCACAGGAGAAACUAUAUUGAACAAAAAAUAAUUUUUAGAAAUAUAUAGUAUUCGUUUCCGUAAGAAAUUCACUUGAAUGUCGUGAAGUAUUCAUAUUUUCCAAACUAUCUGUUUAUGUACAUGUAUAGAUUGUCAAUGAAUUAUGAAUAUGCAUAUAUGCCAUUAUGCAAUAUAUUCAUACAUGUAAAUGUAUAGAGCGUUUAAUUAUAUUAGCGUAGGUAUAUAGCAAGUAAUUGUGUAUACAAUUAAUUACGGUAACCAAUACUAUUUUUCUAUAAAUUUAUGGGUUUUUUUUAUCAUCAUAAUUUUUUGCAUGCGUCAUUGUUAAAUGUGUUAAUGUUUAUUUUUCAAAAGAUGUAUAGGUAUUUCAGUGUUAUUAUCUCUUCAUAUUUAGGGGGGGUCAAAUCAUUUAAU